Molecule: messenger RNA, 3129 nt
Organism: Habropoda laboriosa
Lineage: Eukaryota; Metazoa; Arthropoda; Insecta; Hymenoptera; Apidae
Gene: Gpo1
Product: glycerol-3-phosphate dehydrogenase, mitochondrial
Exons: 12
Coding region: 173-2335 (720 amino acids)
Biological process (GO): glycerol-3-phosphate metabolic process
Cellular component (GO): mitochondrion; glycerol-3-phosphate dehydrogenase (FAD) complex
Molecular function (GO): calcium ion binding; glycerol-3-phosphate dehydrogenase (quinone) activity
Source: RefSeq, a predicted model, not a curated record
CUCGUGCGAGUCAGUGAAAUGUGUGACAGCAUUCUCUUGAAUAUGUGCACCGUUAAUUUUUAAUUUUGCUGAUUGCACUCACCACCACUGUGCGCGGGUGUUUCACAGUUUAGUAACUGUCAGUUCCAUACACAAUCUUUCCUGAAAGAUUGUCCCACGUGAGUGACGUAAGAUGGCAUCGUUGAAACUAUUAGUGGGGGGCGCGAGUGCUCUCGGUGCCAGUGCCCUUACUUCUUAUCUGUUAAUGUCCGACAAUACCGUGCAUGCAGAUGUGUCAAAAACAAAGCCAGCAAAAAGGCCUCUACCAACUAGAGAAGAUCAGGUGAAGGCAUUGAAAACUCAUGACGAAUAUGAUGUUCUUAUUGUUGGUGGUGGUGCAACAGGAGCUGGAUGCGCGUUGGAUGCAUGUACACGAGGUUUGAAAACAGCUUUAAUUGAGGCAGAUGACUUUGCAUCUGGUACCUCUUCUAGGAGUACAAAGUUGAUCCAUGGAGGAGUUCGUUAUCUUCAGAAGGCUAUAAUGCAGUUAGACAUAGAGCAGUACAGAAUGGUCAGCGAAGCCUUACAAGAAAGAGCAUCUAUGUUACGCAAUGCACCUCACCUUGCUCAUCCUUUGCCAAUUAUGUUGCCUGUUUAUACGCGGUGGCAGAUUCCUUACUUCUGGUUCGGUAUAAAGAUGUACGAUGUCGUAGCUGGAAGCAAGACAGUGAAAUCAUCGUAUUUUCUCAGAAAACGAGACGCAUUAGAGUUAUUCCCCAUGUUAAAGGGUGACAAACUCACUGGGGCUAUUGUUUACUAUGAUGGUCAACAGGAUGAUGCUAGAAUGAAUUUGGCAGUCGCUCUGACAGCCUCGCGACAUGGUGCAACGGUUGUAAAUCACGUCAAAGUAGUUAAUCUCACAAAGGGUCUUGAUAAGGAUGGUAAUCGAGUACUCACUGGUGCUCGCGUGAAAGACGAACUCACCGGUGAACAAUGGGACGUGAAAGCAAAAGCGAUAAUAAACGCAACAGGACCAUUUACAGAUCAUAUCAGAAAAAUGGACGACCAGGAUGUGAAGGAAAUCUGCUGCCCCUCUUCAGGUGUUCAUAUCGUUCUUCCAGGUUAUUAUAGCCCUGAUCAGAUGGGUUUGCUAGAUCCAUCAACGAGCGAUGGCCGAGUAAUCUUCUUCUUACCAUGGCAGAAACAAACGAUCGCAGGAACGACUGACUUACCCUGCGAAGUAACGCAUAAUCCCCGACCUACUGAGGACGAAAUCAUGUUCAUUUUACGUGAAGUCAAGAACUACCUCAACCCGGACGUUGAAGUUCGUCGAGGAGAUGUUUUGUCCGCUUGGAGCGGUAUCAGGCCUCUUGUGUCCGAUCCUAACAAACCUAACACUCAGUCACUUGCUAGAAAUCACAUUGUACACGUUAGUCCCACAAAACUUAUAACGAUAGCCGGAGGAAAAUGGACUACAUACAGGGCGAUGGCUGAGGAGACUAUCGAUGCAGCUAUCAAAGCUUGCGACUUGAAACCAGAAAGACCCUGUCAAACCAAUGAUUUUCUCCUGGAGGGAGCUCAUGGUUGGAGUCCAACAAUGUACAUCAGAUUAGUGCAAGAUUUUGGUCUGGAAUGCGAGGUUGCUCAACAUUUAGCCAAGAGUUAUGGUGAUCGUGCAUUCGCUGUAGCAAAGAUGGCCUCUCUCACUGGCAAACGAUGGCCAAUUAUAGGCAAAAAACUUCAUCCUGAGUUUCCAUAUAUCGAUGCUGAAAUUCGGUACGGCGUUCGUGAGUACGCGAGGACAGCAAUCGACAUGAUCGCACGACGACUCAGAUUAGCGUUCCUGAAUGUCCAAGCGGCACAAGAGGCUCUCCCAGGUAUUAUUGACAUCAUGUCAGAGGAAUUACACUGGUCACCGGAGGAGAAGAAGAGGCAGCACAAAGAGGCUAGUGAGUUCCUUGCCAACGAGAUGGGACAAAUGGUAAAUCGUGCGUCUCGCGAUAAGAUUCCUAUUAAUCUCACGAAAGAGGAGAUACAGUUGUACAUUAAGCGGUUUGGAAUUAUCGACAAGGACAACAAGGGUUACGUCUCCAUUAACGACAUCAGAAGAGGACUCAAGCUGUUCGGUGACAAGGAAGUACCUGGUGAAGAGCUUCAUGAAAUACUGCGCGAAAUCGACACUAAUAUGAAUGGUCAAGUUGAGUUGGACGAAUAUCUUCAGAUGAUGUCUGCCAUAAAAUCUGGACACGUGGCAUACUCGCGCUUCGCCAGGAUGGCCGAGAUGGAAGAAGCACAGCAUGAGAAAGAUAUAUUGAAGAAACAGAUCAGCGUAGAAAGAUCAGGCGGUGGACUGUAAAAAAUGGGGUUCACCUUCUGUGGCAUUGUACAAUUUUAAGCUUCACACAAACCCAUGCACACACAUACCCAUGCAACACAUACAUUCAAACUGCUAUGACGAAUUAUCAUUGUUCACUCUAAACGUCAAGAAUGUAGCCCACUCUAGUACAAAUUGCUCUAGGAUUACUACUUUGCAGACCUAUAUCUGUGUUUUCAUACUUUCUACAACGACCACGAACGAAGUGAAGAAGACGAAGAGAAAGAGAAGUUUCAACCGCGUAAACAGCGUCUAAUUUAAAACUAUUUAACGAUUAAACAAACACGUUAUCUCGAAUUUUUGAAUUUUAAUAUGUAAAUAUCUUGUGUACAGCGUUUCAGUUUUUUAUUAAGCGAGGACGGAUAUAUUCUAAUCUGUAUAUAGGUGUGAUUUAAAAGAAACGUGUGACCGAGUAUAUACGUGUACUAUGCUCAGGUGCAAUAUUCAGGGACAGAACUAUACCACACACUUCCAUCGCGAUCAUUGAACUACACUCACUAUAAUUGUCAAACGCCGAUGUUACAAAAGUCAAACGUCAAUGCAGUUCUUCAAUUUGUUACUAUUCGCUGACUAUAACAAAAGUCAUAAAGUAUCAUACAGGUACUAUAUACGUUACAUGUGUAUAGUCACCCACGCGCAUGGAUCGUAAGCUAAUCGAGGAUGGAUUUAUUUAUAAUGUAUAUUAUAGGAACUCAGUCUAUAUAGAUUAUCUAAUUUAAAUAUAUACUACUUAUUUAAUUUACUGCCGGUAACGUCACGCAGUCAUGACAUAUGGA